Messenger RNA from Hemiscyllium ocellatum (epaulette shark), 6005 nucleotides. Its product is annotated as kelch-like protein 31. Gene Ontology annotation, cellular component: cytoplasm; nucleus. Gene Ontology annotation, molecular function: protein binding. Bases 137 to 2056 code for a protein of 639 amino acids. The transcript is spliced from 3 exons. Lineage: Eukaryota; Metazoa; Chordata; Chondrichthyes; Orectolobiformes; Hemiscylliidae. The record is from RefSeq and is a predicted model, not a curated record.
UUAGACAGUCUCGUUCUCCAGCUCUCAGAAGCUGGCUGCUGAUCCAAGUCCUCCGCACGAAACCACAGUUCUCUCCUGAAACCAACUCUCAGCGAGUUCCAUCAAAUAAGAUUGGGUUGUGUCUAUAAAACACACAAUGGCACCAAAGAAGAAAAGCACAAAGAAAAACAAGACAGAAAAGAAUGAAUUACCAAAACUAAGCAUUGUUGAGGACACAACCAUUGACAUCGAUCAGUUGAACCACCUUAACACGCUCUAUGAUAGUGGAUCAAAUGGGUUUCGAUGCACAGCCACAGAAGUCUCCAAUCCUAAUCAUGGCAAUAUCCUUUUGGAGGAAAUCAGCAGGAUGCGCCAGGAGAGACUGUUCUCUGAUCUUAUACUAUCCACUAAAAAUAAAUCCUUUGAUGUCCAUAAAGUGGUGAUGGCUGCAUGUAGUGAUUAUUUCCGUAACAUGUUGAAAAAAGAUCCUUCAAUUCAAUGUGUUGAUGUUAAUGACGUUUCACCUUUGGGUUUGACCACUGUGAUAACCUAUGCCUACACAGGGAGACUCAGCUUGUCUCUUUAUACCAUUGGAUGUACCAUUGCCACUGCCACCCAGUUUCAAAUGUGUACCUUGAUCAAUUUGUGCACUGACUUCCUCAUCCAAGAAAUUAAUGUGGAAAACUGCAUGUACAUCUCAAAUAUUGCUGGGACAUAUGGAUUAAAUCAGGUGAAAGAGUCAGCAAAGAAAUUCAUCCGAGAAAAUUUCUUGGAGUUUUCAGAAAAUGAUCAGUUCAUGAAACUGACAUAUGACCAAAUAAGUGAUUUGUUGAUGGAUGACAGCCUGCAACUACCCUCUGAGCUCACUGCAUUUCAAAUUGCUAUGAAAUGGUUGCAAUUUGAUUCUAAAAGGGUGAAGCAUGCAGCUGACCUGUUGAGUAAUAUCAGAUUUGGUACCAUUUCAGCUCAUGAUCUAGUCAGUUAUGUUCAACCUAUCCCAUGCAUGAUGCAAGAUCCAGAUUGCCAUCGACUCCUGGUUAAUGCCAUGAACUACCACCUCUUGCCUCAUCAACAGAACUCAAUGCAAUCAAGAAGAACAAAGCUCAGGGGAGGACAGAAGGUUCUGCUAACCGUAGGUGGUCGACCAGCUUUGACUGAGAAGGCUUUGAGUAGAGAUAUUUUAUACAGAGAUCCUGAAAAUGGAUGGAACAAACUUGCAGAAAUGCCGGCCAAAAGCUUCAAUCAAUGUGUAGUUGUGAUGGAUGGCUUUUUAUAUGUUGCUGGUGGUGAGGAUCAGAAUGAUGCCAGAAACCAAGCUAAACAUGCUGUCAGCAGUUUAAACAGAUAUGACCCUCGUUUCAACACAUGGUUUCAUUUAGCCAGCAUGCUUCAGAGGCGAACCCAUUUCAGUAUGUGUGCUUACAAUGGCUUGCUUUUUGCAAUUGGUGGUCGGAACUCAGAUGGUCCUCUUUUGUCCAUGGAAUGUUACAUCCCUUCCACUAACCAGUGGCAGAUGAAGGCUCGGAUGGAUGUUGCCCGCUGCUGCCAUGCUUCUGCUCUUAGCGAUGGCAAGAUCCUGAUAACUGGUGGCUAUAUCAACAAUGGUUACUCUCGUACAGUGUGCACUUAUGAUCCAACAACAGACACUUGGAAAGACUAUGCUAGUUUGAGUACACCCAGAGGUUGGCACUGUGCAGUCACUCUUGGUGAUUAUAGCUACGUGAUGGGGGGCAGUCAGCUUGGGCCGCAAGGUGAGCGGGUUGAUGUGAUAACAGUUGAACGCUACAAUGCUUAUAAUGGGCAAUGGAGCUACGUAGCUCCUUUAUCAAUCGGUGUAAGUACAGCUGGUGUAACAAUCCUGAAUGACAGAAUUUAUCUAGUUGGAGGUUGGAAUGAAAGUGCAAAGAAGUACAAGAGCUGCAUCCAGGUCUACAAUCCAGAUCUGAAUGAAUGGACUGAUGAGGAUGAGCUACCAGAAGCCACGGUGGGUGUCUCUUGCUGCAGCAUUAUGUUGCCCAACAACAAACUUCGAGAGUCCAGAGCUAGUUCUGUGGCAUCUGCAGCAAUCAGUAUCUAAUGAGCAGCAUAUCUAAAAUUUUAAGAAACUCUUAUACAACCAGAUUUCAAAUGUAAACCCCAGUAUCACCACCCAGUUCUUUCAUUCAUAAAGGCCUUACCACACAUUUUCCCUGACAAUGUCUAGAAAAACUUGCAUUAUUGGUUUCAUGGCAGAGUGGGCAGCAGCUGGUUAACUUUGUCUCAUAGCAUUUUCCAGAUGGAUAUCUUUACAGAUGCGUUCUACAAAUAUUUUUACAAUUACCCCAAAAUCUCUAAACUGGUGCACUGAAUUUUGUUUUUACAAAAAAAAUUUUGUCAAAUGUUUCCAUGAAGAUAGUGCUUCUUAUAAAUGUCAAUACAAGUGGCCAAGAUACAUCAAUAUUCUAAUUCAACCAAAAAAACAUUGUUCACUGGAUGCAGUAUUAGAUUCCCUACAGUGUGGAAACAGGCCCUUCGGCCCAACAAGUCCACACCGCCCCUCCGAAGAGUAAUCCACCCAGAUCCAUUUCCCCCUGACUAAAGCAUCUAACACUAUGGGCAAUUUAGCAUGGCCAAUUCACCUGACCUGCACAUCUUUGGAUUGUGGGAGGGCACCGGAGCACCUGGAGGAAACCCAUGCAGACACAGGGAGAAUAUGCAAACUCCACACAGACAUUUGCUAGAGGCUGGAAUCGAACCUGGAACCCUGCUGCUGUGAGACAGCAGUGCAAAUCACUGAGCCACUGUGCUGCCGUGAUGGUCACUUUCUAUCCAUCAUGUAAUUGAUUUUAUUACGAUCUGACAUGCUCUGAAGAAUGAAAACAGUUAUAUUUCUAGACUUCAGAUUCAAUAAAGUUGCAUCAACACUGACAAGUCUGAAAGAGGAACAAAAUGAAGAAUACCUUCAUUAAAAACACCAAUUUUAUUGCAUUUCUCAUUUGAAAAAUAAGAAAAGGAAUUUGUCAACUCUCUUCUCCUUUACUAUCAUGUCUUGAGAUAAAGUGAAUGUUGUACACAAAAGGUAAGGAAAUGUUCUGUUGAUUUAAGGGUGGCUGUGCCUCAUCUAAAAGCUUCUUUAAGUGGUUUGCUAAACACUUGAAACAACUUCACCAAAAAACAAUCAAAAGCUUUUGAAGUACCACUUCUGUAAUCAUCUUGAUUUGUUAAUUCACCAAAGUAGGAAGUGGAAGUCCAACAAAUUUAACAAAUGAGUUGUCACUUUUAACUUUGAUUCUUAUCAAGAUUGCUUUAAAAAGACAAACAUUGAAGUAUCAACAUUUUAGUGUUAGCUGUAUGAAGGUAAAAGCAAAAUUUUCAGAUUACUGCAGUGACCAUGAGAGUAACAAGAGGGAGUGUUUGGAUUAUGAAAAUACCUAGUGCCAAAAAAAUUAGCAAAGUUGAAGAAGGUUGUAAGUAGAAAUUUGAGGUAGUGGCAAUAAUGGAAUUUUGUAACUCUUGGUUUAAGGAAAACAGCAAUCUGUAGUAGAUAAACCUCAGAUCUUGACUAAAAUUUUGUAAUUAGAAAUUUUCUUUUCACCUUUGUGAGGAUUUGCGUCUUCAUCUUCCACAUUGUUUUAAAAUUUUUUAAAAAUCUGCUGUUUCAAAUUGUUGUCAAAAAUCAAAUCCAAGUUCUCUGGAUUAUAAACUAAAACAACUUAUCAAAUGAAAAAAGAAAUAGAUCUGCAAGUAAAACGAUAGGACAAGCUGGAAGGGUCAUAGACCUGAGAUUUAACUUCCCUUUAUCUCUGGUUUAUCACACUGCAAAAAGAAUUGGGAUGUAGUUCUGGAGGUUUAUUCCAUUGGCAAAAUUAAAAUGAAAUGUAGCAACUGGGCAAUGCAGCAAGGUAUAAAAGUAGUUUGGAUAACAAUGCACAAGAAUAGAAAAGGAGGUGGAGAAGGACAAGAGGCAAAUUAAUACUUCUAACAGUCUUCCAGCUAUAAUAUGUCUGCCCAAGACUGAGACAAAUCACUAAGUCAGGCAUUUGACUAUUCAGCCCACAUAAGUUUGUUCAAAGUAGUUGUUUAAACAUCACACUUCAGACUACAGGGUCAAGUUAAAUAGCUCACAGAUAAACAAUUAGACAGAGGGCCUAGCAAUGUAGAGAAGGGGUAUAAAUUAUGACUUGGAGAUGCCGGUGUUGGACUGGGGUGUACAAACUUAAAAAUCACACAACACCAGGUUAUAGUCCAACAGGUUUAAUUGGAAGCACACUAGCUUUCGAAGCGCCACUCCUUCAUCCUUCAACCACCUCAUGGAGUGGCACUCCGAAAGAUAGUGUGCUUUCAAUUAAACCUGUUGGACUAUAACCUGGAGUUGGGUAUAAAUUAGUAAGAGGCACUACUGGCAUCAUUCCAGUUGUCUUGAAUCAGAAGUGGCAUUAAUAUAAAUGGUGGCCAGGGCUUGAGCAAUGAUUGACCUUCAUCAUCUUCCUAAUGGUAUAACAGCAUGGAGAGAAACUUUAAAUAUGAAAUUCUUUCAAUGAAGCCCACUUUACACGAGACCUGAUGACACAGCAUGAAACAAAAAAAGAUACAAUAUGUAUGUUUACUCAAAACUUGGAACACAAUUCAAUUUCAAGUUUAAUUAAAAAGGAAAGUACAAUUUCCUAAAUGGAUCAGAAGCAGCCAGGAAUGAUCAAAAUUGUGCUUCUAUAGGUCUUAAUAAAAGGUGAGAGACUUCACCAAAGGUGACAGUGAAAGCAAUGGAAUCUUGAGUAAUUUUAAAUUUUUGCAGUUUAAAUGUUUAAGCUAACGUAAAACAAAUAGGAAAUAUUAUGGGAAAAGUCAAAAAUUGAUUGCUUAAUGGACAAAACUGUCUCCCAGCAUUUUAUGCCACUGUUUUAAAAAAAACUAUCGGCCCAAAAAGCAAACAAGAUAUAAAUAUUUCAAAAUAACCUUACAUUAUUUAUAAUGAACACAAUUGAAAUAAUAGGGAUUACUGAAUAUCAGUAUCAUUGAAAUUGUAUCUGACUAAUCAAGCAAUCACUUCUCCCAACUGUGUAAAUGUUCUAUAAAGCACAGAGUUUCCAAAUGAAUACACUGGAAAAAUGCCCGCAGAACAGAUUUAUUUGGAAUUAAACUGGGAAAAUAGCCAUACAUGAGAUAUGGGUUGGUGGAAUGAGAUGGUGAAGAAUGUUGGAGAGCAUUCCUCUUUACAUCAACAACUUAUAACAUUCAGUUGCAAACGCAGUUCAACACAAAGUACAAUUGAGUAUUUUGAACUAUCAGGAAAUGGUCUAGAUGAAAUCAUUGAACAAGCAUUGAAAAUAAACCAGAAAAGCAGUUCAUUCAACAUGACUCACAAGGGAAUUGAAGGAUUUCUUUUCAAGAAAAAAUAAAUUCUGCCGUAAACUUUAUACUUGGAAUACAGGAGGAAUGAUCACUCUCAGCAGCAAGAAUUGAGACUGCUGAUAAACAUAAUGACUAAUUUGCAAUUAAUCAUUGCUACUAUAGCUCACAGGAGAGAAGAUAUAUAUUGGAUCCAGAAGUGAAAGACAACAAAAUGGACUAAUAAACACAAGUCAAUGUAGCUGAGCCCUGAGAACUGAUUUCUUAAAUUUAUGAUGACUAGGUUACAUAUGAAUCAAGAUUCCCAUGUAGCAGAAUAACAGUGCUGAGAAUCUUUCUCUCCCAGGAAUUCUCCAAAGGUUGAAUGAAAUUGUACAAUGUAUUCAGAUCAAGUUUGCGUUUAUUUAAACUUCACAUACUCCAAGAAAGAGGGAAAGGGAGAGUGCGGGUGGAAGUGAGUUCAGGGGUGGGCAAGGGAUGGGAAAAGGAGAGGGCAAGUUAAUAUUGUUCUUUGUAACACAGGCAGGCUGAUGGCUGAAGUUAAUAGAAAUGUUUGAAUGCUAGAAGAAGUAGCAAAAACUGCUUUUCAAAGAAAAUUGCAUUCAUCCAAAACAGAAAUGUGUCAAAUUCCUUGCAUAUUCACUGUCAUGAAAAUGUUUGAAUUACUAUUUAUGUGUGAAUAAAAAUAUAUAAAUAGUAAA